Molecule: messenger RNA, 1944 nt
Organism: Alosa alosa (allis shad)
Lineage: Eukaryota; Metazoa; Chordata; Actinopteri; Clupeiformes; Clupeidae
Exons: 6
Coding region: 54-1916 (620 amino acids)
Molecular function (GO): GTP binding
Source: RefSeq, a predicted model, not a curated record
GUUUAGAGAAAGUGACACUUGCUGCAGAAAUAGAUGUGGAAAACAAGAAUAAAAUGUCGGGAAAACAUCUCAACCAACAAGAUCUUCAACUGGUGGUCUUAGGUCCAAUUGAGUCAGCAAAGACAUCUGUAAUAACCACUGUGCUUGGUCAGAGGACAGAGUAUGAGUCAGGAAAAAAGACGGGUGACUGUGUGAAGAGAGAGGGGCAGGUUGGUGGCAGAAAACUCACCUUCAUUGAUACCCCAGGCUGGGUGGGGUAUUUUCCCUCAACUGACACAGCAGAGGUUAUCAAGCAUAAGAUUGUGCUGAGCGUGUAUAUGUGUCGACCAGGACCUCAUGCCUUCAUUCUGGUAGUUGGCACUAAUACCCCAUUUACUGAGAAGAACAGGAGGUCUAUAGAGGAGCACUUGGGACUCUUUGGGGACAAAGUUUGGGAUCACACAAUAGUGGUAUUCGCUAGAGGAGAACCUCUGGAGAGUAAAAGCAUAGAACAGCACAUUGAGAGUGAGGGGGAGGCUCUGAAGUGGGUGGUAGAGAAAUGUGGGAACAGGUGUCACAUGUUUUACACGGACAGUACAGAAGGUUGUAAUGAAGUGAGAGAGCUACUGGAACAAAUUGAUAUUCUUGCAAAGGCUAGAAACAGCUUUUUUAAGCUUGAUGAGAAAAUAUUGAGGGAAGUUGAAGAGAAGAGGAACAAUCAUCGGGAGAGAGCAAAGAUGAGACAGCAGAAGGUUAUGGACGAAAGAGAAAUGUUAUGUAAAUACGGGGUUAUACCAUCACUAUCAGAACUUAGGAUUCUUCUAUUGGGGUGGUUGAUCUCGGGAAAAACAUCUGCAAAGGAUACAAUUCUGGGCCAAGUGGAUCGUGUAAACAAAAAAAGAACAUAUCAGUCUGAGAGAACAUCUGGAGAAGUUUCUGGAAGACAAGUCUCUGUUGUGGAUACCCCUGGUUGGUGGAAGUACUUACCUGCCAAAUGCACUCCAGAAUGGAUGAAGACAGAGUUACAGAGAGGGCUGACGCUUGAUUCCAAAGCUCCCCAUGCCAUUCUUCUAGCUGUUCCAGCAGACACAACCUUCCAUGAAGAACAAAGGAAGAAUAUUGAAGACAACAUGAAGAUGUUUGGUGAGCAGGUCUGGAAGCACACCAUGGUGCUGUUCACAUGUGGAGAUCGGCUUGAGGACACAAGCAUUGAGGAGCACAUUGAGAGUGAAGGACAGCCAUUACAGUGGCUUGUGGAGAAAUGUGGAAACAGAUAUCACAUCCUGAGUUGGAAUGACAAAGAAGAGGAAGUCAUGGAGCUGCUGAAGAAGAUUGAGGAAAUGAUGGCCAGUCUCUGUUUGUUUAGGCCGGAACCUGAAUCACAAACAUGUAUUGAUAAAAAGACCACUGAAGAUCUGAUAGAAGUGCCAAAUGAGAUGGUGCAUUUCUUAGACCAGAAAUGGCAGAAAAUGGAUAGAGAAUUAGAGGAGAAGAUUGUGACCAUCUGUGGUGAAACAACUUCAAAGCUGAAAGGAAGUAUGGAUGCUGUUUUAGACUUCAAUGGCAGUACUUCUGAGGAUACUUUGGAAGAAAUCAACUCAGGAAAGUGUAUCAGUCCCCUGAGCCCACCUGAGUCUAAAUCCUCCAUCAGGAAAUCUGGCAUUAUUAAUGCUACUAUAGGGCAUGAAGACCAAGAGCAGACCCAUGAGAACCAUGCAGGUCAGAUGGAGAGAAUGAAAGAGAUGUUGGAGAGGGAGUGGGGGAGAAGAGAAGCGAGCGUCACACAGAGAUUUCAGCGUCAGAUAUCAGCGCUAAAAGAAUCUGGGUCUGAGGCUGAUGUGCAUGACCUUGACCGAUCAUUUAAAAAGGUCGUCUGGUGGGUGCAGCGUGAAUCGUCAGGAAUUGCCUCUGAUGUAGACGCGGAGGAAAUGGGUUGAAUCUAAUAAAUUUCAUUUUUUUGUAUAA